AAUGGAUUUAUUUUUCUUUAAUAUUAUUGAUCAAACAAAUGUAUUUAUUAAUCAAUAUCUUUUACUUUUUGUAAAGUGUUACAAACAAAUUUUUGUUUUCUCAACUAAAUUUGAAAAUAAAUAAUCAUUCUUCUUCAUAUCUCGUAUCCGUUCUUUUUGUCUUCCUAUAUGUUUUUGUGAUGGUUACUAGUUAGAUCAUAUAUGUAUUAAUAAUUUAAUUUUGUCCUAGCAGACUUUUGCUACCUACACCUAACCAGUCCUUGCAUAACCACAAUGGCUUUUGUGAUCAGUACUUAUACAAAUACACAUAUAUGCAUAUACAUACGAAAUUCACACAUAAAUAUCCUAAAUUCCAUGUGGGUCUACAUGCAUAUAGUAUACGAACCAUUUGUCUUUUUAUUUCUAAGCAGACCCAUUUGGUCAUUUCUUAACAUUAAGUAUGCUAACUCUAUCUGUCGGCCUUUGGUGAUAUAUAUGUUAUCUCAAUACAGACAUGUAUUCUUCUACUAUAACAGGAUUGAGAAAUGUUGAAGACGAUAGCUGUAGAGAGACCAAAGCAGAGACAGAGGAAAGGGUUCUGGUCACCAGAAGAAGACGAGAAGCUAAGGAGUUUCAUCCUCUCUCAUGGUCAUUCUUGCUGGACGACUGUUCCCAUCAAAGCUGGGUUACAAAGGAAUGGAAAGAGCUGCAGAUUAAGAUGGAUUAAUUAUCUAAGACCAGGGUUAAAGAGGAAUAUGAUUAAUGCAGAAGAAGAAGAGAUCAUAUUGACUUUUCAUUCUUCCUUGGGCAACAAGUGGUCUCGGAUUGCAAAGUUCUUACCGGGGAGGACAGACAAUGAGAUAAAGAACUAUUGGCACUCUCAUCUGAAAAAGAAAUGGCUCAAGUCUCAGAAGUUGCAACAUGCAACAUCUAUGUCCACUUCUUCCGAAUCACUCGUUGCUUGCGGGAGAAGAAACCCGCAAACCUUGAUCUCGAAUCACGUUAUCUCCUUCCAGCCACUUCCAGAGAAGACAUCUUCAUCUCCAUCACAAGAAAGCAAUGACAACAACAACAACUAUUCAUGCUCUUCUGGUCCUGAGAUUGCAAGGCUGUUCUUCUCCGAGUGGUUUACUUCGUCGGAUCCCUACUUUGAUCAUUCCUCUAAUUUGACAGACUCUAACCACAUCCAAACUCCAAAUAUUCAAGGACCUGCCUCAGACUACGAAGAAUCAGGUGAUGUUAAUCAGUUCUAUUACAACGAGAUGGUGAUGAUGAGCAACAGCAACUGGACUCUUAACGACGUCGUUUUUGGCUCGAAGUGACAUAAGCAGGGGCAUAAGAUUGAUAGAGACGACUCAGUCGUCAACAACCAUGUAAAUCCAGUCUCAAACAAUGUAAAUCAAAUUAUAAAUGAAAAAUAUUGGGAAAAUUAUAAUUUACCACAAAUUUGAUACUUUUUUUUUUGACAACAAACAAUGCACAGACUCAUAUUGACUCUGUGAACCAACUUGGAAACUCUGCAUACAUGUGUACGACGAAAGAUAGUUGAUGCCGGGCACUACGUGCUAAGCUGUCCGCCUUUUGGUUCGCCGUCCUUGGUACAUGAACGAUGUCUGAGUUGUGGAAGCUUCUUCUCAAAAGCUUGAUGUCUUCUAAAUAGGUUCCAAAUGCAGGCCAUUCCUCAUGUUCCGAAACCAUCUUCACCAACUGAGAACAAUUUGUUGCAAACGUAACCUGAAAUUGUCUUAAAUUUCUCAUGCAUUCCAUUGCCCAAAUCAAUGCCUCCACCUCAGAGUGAAGAGGUGAUAGACAUGCACGGACAUUUCGUGCCCCUAACAAACCAUCAAAGCCUGGUAAAGUACUAAACCAUCCUUGCCCUGAGAACACAGCUUUAUCUUUCCAAGAACCAUCUAUAAAACACCAUCGUCAUGUAUUCGUUUGGAUGGAACUAUUCUGUGUAACUGGUGCCACUCUCUGAUUCCUUAAAACCUGAGCCUCAGCCCAAAGUGUUGAUUCCAGUUCAGCCAGCUUAAGUGUAUCUCUCGGAUCAACAUCAAUAUUACCAAACACCUUCUUAUUCCGACUUUUCCAAAUAUACCACAAGAUCCAUGCAAACUGAUGGUCAUCUAUCUUUGGAUUAACUCUCCAAAAAAGAUGAUCCAUAUUCACAAAUUUAAUACUAUUUUCUAAAUUUAUGUUUAAAUGAUAACUAUUUUGAUAAAUAUCUCAAAUUUGUGAUGAUAAAAAAACUAAAACAAGUCUCCUAAAUCAUUUAUAAAUAUUUAAGAAUCAUUUAUAAAACAUUUAUAGAAGUUUAAUAGCAAUAUAAAACAUUUAUGAUAUUUCAAACAAAUUUCUCCAAAAAAAUUGAAGGUAAGAUGUAUAAAAGAGUUGCAUUACAAUUUACAACUUAACUAGAGGCUAGAGCUAAUUAAAGUGUCUUAACCAUAGCAGCAGCGGGAAUUCGAGGCAGCAUGCGCCACCGCGUGUCUUUGGCUUCAUGGAACUUUGCCUCUGAGUUUAUCCAUCAGCUCAAAUUCAUUUGGAGCAAGCUUAGAAUCUAAAAAAUUUGGAAACUCUUCCUCACAAAGCUUAUCACAUUCACAGCUGGAGUAGCAUAAUCCAUGAGCUCCAAGGACGUGCGCGUUUUUACGUCAGACACAAUAAGCUUUACAACUCCUUCAUCGAAUUUCUUCUUCUGCAAGUUUCUUUCUCGCUGAUGUCUUAUCUUCCAAAUCAAUUAAAAGCUCGUGCCCAUGCCUAGUUCAAUGGUUCGGUUUUAAGCUGAACCAAAAAAAACAAAAUGUUUUAACUAAAUUAGUUAAGUAUCAAUACAAUACUAAAAGUUGAAUAAGAGCUCUUCUCAUGCUGUCCACGUCCUCACUAAUAAUCAACCAAUCAAAUAUCAUUUUUCUGCCACAUCACCAAUCAGCUUUCUCAAAAUAAAUCCCGUCUCUUUCGAUUGUCGUCUCAUCUUUUCUCCUCAAGCAAAAACGUUUUUCAGAUGAUUGUCUUCUCAACUCCCAUACUUUCCUCCAUCACUCAUAAUUAUCUAUUGAUCCAACCCAUAGAAUCUCUAACAAUAGAUUAAUUCGUCUGUUUGAUUCAAUUUCAUCACCAUCCACAACCGAGACGACGACGAGGACGAGCAGGAAACUCGAGACUUGGUACCGGAAUCGUCAGAUCUAGCUCUGAACAGACAGGAGAAUCUGUUCCACCAGUGAAACUGUUCUCAGCGAGGUUAAGCCUCACGAGGUUAGUGAGACUGAACAAGCUCUCGGGUAUUUGCCGGAGAAUCUGUUUCCUUGCAGGUAGAGGUGACGGAGAUCGGAGGAGGUGGUUAGAUCGAGAGGGAGAGAGCCGGCGAGGGUGUUGAGACGGAGGUCCACGUCUCUGAAAGAUAUACUUUUUGGUCCACUCACUCCGGCAGAAAACUGAUUGCGCCACUUCGUCUUCAUCGUUUCCAUUGGAAACGUUUCCAACCUCGCAAUUUCUCUAAGUAACAUCGGCUUACAAUCAUUCUUUGUCAUUAAAAUCUCUUCUUUACUCCUUCAGUCGGAAGAGCUAUCGUUCUAAUUCCCUUUGUUUGUCACAAUAUAUAAACCUAUCCAUUCUAUUACUCUGUCCUUUCCGCAUAGCUGAAUCGUUUAUUUCUACAAUCUUUGUUUCUUUCUUUGUUCGCUUUGUGGGUUCUUCUUCAGAUGAUCUGAAAUCUGAAAAGUUUCAAGAUUUGCGAUGAAAUCAUCUGAUAGGCUUUAUUUGGUUGCGUUUCAGCUCACUCACACUCGAACCUGGUGUGAUUUAUUUGUAACACCUCUCAUGGAAAGACUGAGAAGAUAGCUACAUGGUUGUUUGAUCCUCUUCUUGCUUACUUGAAGACAUCACCAGAUCAAGUUGUUAAAGCUGGCUACUCGAUUAUUCUCAUGCCUGAUGAAUGUGACAGUGCAGCUUGGUUCACGAAUCUAACUGGUAGGUUUGUUCGAUUAGUGAGAAACCUGGAUGUCCUAGAACGUGUUUACACUAUUGAAACUCAGAUAAUGCAGAUUAUGGACGCAAUUGGUAUCCAAAAUCGUGUGGUGGUAGUAAAUGUUCUUGCUCAAUAAAGGGAAAAUGAAGUUGUGAGUGUUGUAAAAACAUUUCUGGUGGUAUAUUCAAGGUAUGGCGGUGCUUGGAAACAUACCAGGCCAGGAACAAUUUCUUUAGUCAUAAUAGCAAAAGAUUUGAUGAAGAAUUUUGGCUAAUCCUCAAUUCUUCAAUUGAUUCCGCCACUGUCAUACGUCCACAAUCUCUUCGUCUGGUACCGGCAAAAGUUAGGCUGCUUGGUGAGGAUAAAAAUGGUGUCGCAUAUUAUAUGUUCUAAUUUUGUAAAUACCAGAAACUGAUGGAGGUUUUACAUGAAAAUCUGCUAACGAUGUCUCUCAUCGCUUUAGACUUUAGCUACUUGCCCGAUGUGAAAGUUCCUGGUAAAAGAGCCCCAUUGUUCUCAACAAAGGAGGAGAUGACAAGUUAGAUGGAGAUGCUGCUGUGAACAAGUUUUCCAGCGAUAUAUACUAGAGAAGUUGCGUUGGAGGAUGAAAUCACAGACCAAGAGCAGAAAAAAGAUACUCCCCACAAGCGGCCUUCACUUUGAAUCUUAUUCUAAAUUGUAAAAGAAUCAAUGAAAGAGUUUGAACCUACAGUUGAAACCAGACCUUGAUCUGCUUAGGCUCCAUAUUUAGACAAAAUGGAACAUUCGAGAUCAAUUAAUUUUUGUGGCUAGAGCGCCUGUGAUUGCUCUGCCCUGAACUUAACGUACUUUUCCAGUAUUUUCCUGCUUCAAGUUUGAGUAAAAUUCUAAAUAGUUUCAUUUUUUUUGCCCAGACGCAGAGAUUUGUGGUUUCUCUAGCUUUCAUAGCUGAUAUCAGAGCUUUAGAGUAUGCAUGCUUAGGAGACAUGUGCCGAUUUAUGGUGCCGUGAAACAUAACUAUAUCGUUUAGUUCUUCGAACAUGAGAUAGUUUUGAAGUGGAGAACCUCCGAAAAUGGAAAUGUACAUCGAUGCAUAUUUCAGUCUUCAAUUCUGAUGAAAUCAUAAAAAGGGCAGCUUUUUCGACAAAGUUAGAUUUUAUUAACUUGAAAGUUGAGUAUCACUAUACAAACUUGGAGUAAGCUACUUAGGUGGGUAUUUCUAAUCAUUAUAGAAAGCUCUGUUGGGAAGACCCUUUUUGGUACAUUAUUCUAAUUACGCCUAACAAAUGAAUACGAAGAGAAAGUAAACUUUGAAUUCUAGAACUCCAAAUCACGUAGGAUGUUAAUAAGUGAAAAAUCAGUAGAUAUUUUCUUUUAAAUUUUAAGUAUAUAAAAGCCUCUGCGGCAUCAAUGUAAACUUCUUCAAGAUGAUGUAUGAAGAUAGCAAAAGAUGAAUGUGAC
Brassica rapa (field mustard) is the source of this 5386-nucleotide messenger RNA. RefSeq names its product transcription factor LAF1-like. Lineage: Eukaryota; Viridiplantae; Streptophyta; Magnoliopsida; Brassicales; Brassicaceae. The record is from RefSeq and is a predicted model, not a curated record.